Molecule: messenger RNA, 743 nt
Organism: Nematolebias whitei (Rio pearlfish)
Lineage: Eukaryota; Metazoa; Chordata; Actinopteri; Cyprinodontiformes; Rivulidae
Product: glutathione S-transferase A-like
Exons: 6
Coding region: 1-678 (225 amino acids)
Cellular component (GO): cytoplasm
Molecular function (GO): glutathione transferase activity; glutathione binding
Source: RefSeq, a predicted model, not a curated record
AUGGCAAAGUCAAUGAAUCUGCUGUGGGGGGCUGGAUCCCCCCCCUGCUGGCGUGUUAUGAUCACCCUGGAGGAGAAGAAGCUGCAGGGCUACAAACACAAGCUGUUAUCCUUUGAGAAAGACGAGCAUAAAACUAAAGAAGUGCUGGGAAUUAACCCAAGAGGACAGCUUCCAGCCUUCAAACAUGGGGACGUCGUCGUGAACGAGUCCGUCGCAGCUUGUUUGUACCUCGAGAACCAGUUCAGGUCUCAAGGCAACAAACUGAUCCCUGACAGUCCUGCAGAGCGAGCCGUGAUGUACCAACGCAUGAUGGAGGCUCUCACCCUCACUGAUAAACUCAACGCUGUCAUUUACAGCGACUGGUUUGUCCCUGAAGAGGAGCGCCAUGACACCACCGUGAGGAGAAACAAGGAGACUCUGACCAUUGAGCUCAAACUCUGGGAGAGCUACCUACACAAUGUGGCUGCAGGCUCCUACCUGGUGGGGGCCUUCUCCUUAGCUGAUGUGGUCGCCUUUCCAAACGUCGCCUACGCCUUUCGUUUCGGGUUGUCUGCAGGACAGUACCCCAAACUGGCCAAAUACUACAGGCUGCUGAAGGACAGAGCCAGCAUUAAAAGCAGCUGGCCCCCACACUGGCUGCCCAGCCCACAGGGCUACGACAUCCUGAAGGAACUCUGAGAAAAUGCUUCAUUGUAGACUUGUUCAACUGUAAAUGUAAUUCAAGGUUGUUUUAUUUUACACAG